AAGUCCGGACUUCAGGACCUGGGCGGGUAGGGCAGGCUGAGGGUGGCCGAAGGCGCACGGAUCUCGGCGCCCUGGAAGUCUGGGUUCGGCAAUGUCUUUGCUGUGUGGCCUUGGGCAAGUCACUCUCCAUCUCUGGGCUCCACUUCCUCCCCAUUCCAAAAACAGGAUUUCGUUCCUAGCUGCUCGAGCAUUCCCGAGGAGCGGCGGCAUGGAGGCUCUCACCACUCAGCUGGGGCCGGGGCGCGAGGGCAACUCUUCACCCAACUCGAAGCAGGAGCUGCAGCCCUACUCGGGCUCCAGCGCUCUCAAACCCAACCAGGUGGGCGAGACAUCGCUGUACGGGGUGCCUAUCGUGUCUCUGGUCAUCGAUGGCCAGGAGCGCCUGUGUCUGGCGCAGAUCUCCAACACCCUCCUCAAGAACUACAGCUACAAUGAGAUCCACAACCGCCGCGUGGCUCUGGGCAUCACGUGCGUGCAAUGCACGCCAGUGCAGCUGGAAAUUCUGCGUCGGGCUGGGGCCAUGCCUAUCUCAUCACGCCGCUGCGGCAUGAUCACGAAGCGCGAGGCCGAACGCCUGUGCAAGUCGUUCCUAGGCGAGCACAAGCCACCCAAGCUGCCCGAGAACUUCGCCUUCGAUGUUGUGCACGAGUGUGCGUGGGGCUCGCGUGGCAGCUUCAUCCCCGCGCGUUACAACAGCUCUCGUGCCAAGUGCAUCAAGUGCGGUUACUGCAGCAUGUACUUCUCGCCUAACAAGUUCAUUUUCCACUCGCACCGCACACCCGACGCCAAGUAUACUCAGCCCGACGCCGCCAACUUCAACUCGUGGCGCCGUCACCUUAAACUCAGUGACAAGUCGGCCACAGACGAACUGAGCCACGCUUGGGAGGACGUCAAGGCCAUGUUCAAUGGCGGCACUCGCAAGCGGACCUUCUCGCUGCAAGGAGGCGGUGGCAGUGGUGCUAAUGGAGGGUCGGGUGGGCAGGGGAAAGGUGGCGCCGGCGGCGGUGGGGGAGGCCCGGGGUGCAGUGCGGAGAUGGCCCCAGGCCCGCCGCCCCACAAAAGCCUGCGUUGUGGCGAAGACGACGCCGCCGGACCUCCUGGGCCGCCGCCUCCCCACCCGCAGCGGGGACUUGGUCUGACAGCGGGAGCCGGCGGCCCCGCGGGUCCUGGAGGGCCUGGUGGAGGCGCCGGCGUACGUAGCUACCCGGUGAUCCCAGUGCCCAGCAAGGGCUUUGGCCUCUUGCAGAAGCUUCCCCCGCCGCUUUUCCCUCACCCCUACGGCUUCCCCACGGCCUUUGGCCUCUGCCCCAAAAAGGACGACCCGGUGCUAGGGGCGGGCGAACCUAAGGGCGGCCCAGGCGCCGGGAGUGGCGGGGGCGCGGGCACUGGCGGCGGCGCGGGAGGCCCAGGAACUGGCCACCUGCCCCCGGGGACCGGGCCUGGCCCGGGUGGUGGCGCCAUGUUCUGGGGUCACCAGCCCUCUGGGGCAGCCAAGGACGCUGCAGCGGUGGCUGCAGCGGCCGCCGCAGCCACUGUGUACCCGACGUUUCCCAUGUUCUGGCCGGCGGCAGGCAGUCUCCCGGUGCCACCCUAUCCAGCUGCGCAGAGCCAAGCUAAGGCCGUGGCGGCCGCCGUAGCGGCGGCAGCGGCAGCGGCGGCAGCUGCUGCGGGUGGCGGCGGCCCCGAGCCUCUGGAUGGUGCCGAGCCAGCCAAGGAGGGAGGCCUGGGCGCAGAGGAGCGCUGCCCGAGCGCGCUGUCCCGCGGGCCGCUGGACGAGGACGGCGCGGACGAGGCGCUGCCGCCUCCCCUGGCCCCGUUGCCCCCGCCGCCGCCGCCCGCGCGCAAAGGUUCCUACGUGUCGGCCUUCCGGCCUGUGGUGAAGGACGCCGAGAGCAUCGCUAAGCUCUACGGUAGCGCCCGCGACGCUUACGGCGCGGGGCCCGCGCGGGGGCCGGGGCCAGGGCCGGGCACGGGGUCCAGCGGCGGCUAUGUGAGCCCGGACUUUCUGAGCGAGGGCAGCUCCAGCUACCACUCCGCUUCGCCCGACGUGGACACUGCCGAUGAGCCCGAGGUGGACGUGGAGUCCAACCGAUUCCCCGACGACGAGGGCACACCGGACGAGACGGAGCCCACCGCCACCGGCGCGCCCAGCACAGGAGGCGGCCCAGACGGCGACCAGCCCGCUGGGCCCCCGUCUACCAACUCCUCCGGUGCCGAAGGUCCCACAGACUCUCCCGACGGCAGUAGUCCUCGUCCCCGGCGCCGCCCGGGGCUACCCUCAGCCAGCCGGUCCGUGUUUGGGGACUUGGCGGCCGAGGAUGUGGUGCGGAGACCUGAGCGGAGCCCGCCCAAUGGCAGCUAUGAGCUGCGAGAGCCUUGCGGGCCGCUGGGGGGCCCCCCGCCGGCCAAGGUAUACGCGCCCGAGCCAGACGAGCACGUGAAGAGCGCGGCGGCGGCGUUGGGGCCCGCGGCCUCCUACCUCUGCACCCCCGAGGCCCACGAGCCAGAUAAAGAAGACAAUCACUCGACUGCCGACGAUUUGGAAACGAGGAAAUCCUAUCCAGACCAAAGGAGUAUCUCCCAGCCAAGUCCUGCAAAUACAGACCGAGGCGAAGAUGGGCUCACCCUGGAUGUCACAGCAACUCAGCUAGUGGAGAAAGAUAUUGAGAACCUGGCCAGAGAUGAAUUGCAAAAACUGCUCCUGGAGCAAAUGGAGCUCCGCAAGAAGCUGGAGCGAGAAUUUCAGAGUCUCAAAGAUAAUUUUCAGGAUCAAAUGAAGAGGGAAUUGGCUUAUCGAGAAGAAAUGGUGCAACAGCUGCAAAUUGUCAGAGACACUCUGUGUAACGAACUCGACCAAGAGCGGAAGGCGCGCUAUGCCAUCCAGCAGAAGUUAAAAGAAGCCCACGACGCCCUGCACCACUUCUCCUGCAAGAUGCUGACUCCCCGCCACUGCACUGGCAACUGCUCCUUCAAGCCCCCGCUGUUGCCCUAGGGUCGGCCCCGCCGCGCCCACGCACCCUCAAGCCAUGCUGCUCUCUUCUUGUAAAUACCCACGGCCGAGGCGGCCGAGAGCGAGGAACAAGCCAUUUGGACCGGACCGAUGUAAAUACAACCUCCCUCCCGCCCGCCCUCUUCCCGGGCGCCUGGGCCAUGCCCGCCAGCUCACGGGCGCCCCUGCCCAGGGCCCGUCUCUGUUUCCAAGUGUAAAUACCAUUUCGCCUCACGGGUGAACUCCAGGGCAUUGGACUCAUGAGGUUAACUGGACAGAAGGAGAUAAUAAAGGGAAGGGGGGGUCUCUCUUUGCCCCAGUACAGCCUCGGACCCCCAAUUGUGAUUAUAAUGUAGCAGCUUCGCUGGCGCUGGCCCUGCGCUCCCCGUCCAGUCCACUUCUGAAACUUGUUCCUAAUGACAAAGUGGCUAUGUGCAAUGGAUAUAAAUGUACUGUGAGUCUUUUGGUUCAGCACUGAAUUUACUUUAAUUUAUUUAUGCUGUAUGUUAUUUUGUUUCCUUCUCCUGGACCUACUUCCUGUCCCGUUUUUCAGUCCCUUUUGCUUUGUCUUUGUUUUGUUGUAACCUCUUGAUGUAACAGCACUUUAAAAAAGGGCGACAGCUGACUCACGAGAUGGAGACCACCUUGAGCCUGUUUGGGGAGACCACCCUGUAUCCGUAAUUUUUGUUUUGUUUUUAAUAAAAA
This is a messenger RNA of Molossus molossus (Pallas's mastiff bat), 3694 nucleotides long. RefSeq names its product SKI family transcriptional corepressor 1 (gene SKOR1). The record is from RefSeq and is a predicted model, not a curated record. The coding region runs from base 92 to 2992 and encodes 966 amino acids. Gene Ontology annotation, molecular function: RNA polymerase II cis-regulatory region sequence-specific DNA binding; SMAD binding; DNA-binding transcription factor activity, RNA polymerase II-specific. The transcript is spliced from 9 exons. Gene Ontology annotation, biological process: negative regulation of BMP signaling pathway; negative regulation of transcription by RNA polymerase II. Gene Ontology annotation, cellular component: nucleus; transcription regulator complex. NCBI's taxonomy places the organism in Eukaryota, Metazoa, Chordata, Mammalia, Chiroptera, Molossidae.